GUUUCACUUGUUAUCAAUGUCAUGUUUUCCUUGCACAGGGCAGUACACACAGUCUCCCUCCUAUUUUAUGCUCACAACAACCUUGCAAGGUAGGCGAGAUUGAGUGAGAGCAACUGGGUCACCAGUGAGCCCCGCUAAUGAGCAGGGAUGUGAACAGGAAUCUACCUGCCCCAGUUUAUCCACUAUAGCACAUUUUACUGUCCAUUGGGAUCUGUUUUAUUAAGACUUUUGGAUGAAGGAAGCUAACAUACUUCUUGGCAACCAACCAACUAUGUCUCUUGAUCCUUCAUGGCAGGUCGAAAGACCCCUCCGUCUGGGGAGGUCCAUAUCUGGGUCAAGGACACCAAAGAUCUGCCCCAGUUACGUCCCUCCGGAGUGGGCUCCUUUGUGAAAUGCUACGUUCUUCCAGACACCAGUAAAAAGAGCUACCAGAAGACCCGCAUUGUCCAGAGGGACUCCAACCCGGUGUUUAACCACACCAUCGUGUACGACGGCUUUCAUACAGAAGAUCUGAAGGAUGCCUGUGUCGAGCUGACCGUCUGGGAUCAUGAGAAACUGACCAAUCACUUUCUGGGAGGGAUCCAGCUGGGACUUGGGACAGACGGCUCCAGCUAUGGGAUUGCCGUUGACUGGAUGGACUCCACACAAGAGGAGGUCGCAUUUUGGCAGGAAAUGAUGACCACGGCGAAUGAAUGGAUUGAAGCGUCCCUGCCUUUGCGCUCUCUGGCUGGAAAAAGGAAGCUGAAAUGA
Messenger RNA from Hemicordylus capensis (graceful crag lizard), 750 nucleotides. Its product is annotated as synaptotagmin-like protein 2. The transcript is spliced from 4 exons. Bases 289 to 750 code for a protein of 153 amino acids. The record is from RefSeq and is a predicted model, not a curated record. Gene Ontology annotation, molecular function: neurexin family protein binding. Gene Ontology annotation, cellular component: exocytic vesicle; plasma membrane. Gene Ontology annotation, biological process: exocytosis. NCBI's taxonomy places the organism in Eukaryota, Metazoa, Chordata, Lepidosauria, Squamata, Cordylidae.